GAAAUCUCAUGUGAGUGAGCUUUUCAAAUAUGCUCUUUCUAAUUAUGUUUUCUUGUACAUACUCAUAACAAUUUAGCAUUUAAAUUAUUGUACAAAACUAAAAUUACAUAAACAUAAACCAGCUUUAUGAACUGUAACUAAUGAGGAACAAUGUAUAAAAGCAAAAUGGCAGCUAUAUCUGAAAAUUUGUUACUAGCAUUCUUGCUUUGCACUUUUGGAAUUUAUUUAAAUGUAGAAACCAGCCAUGGACAAACUUUAGAAGCUAUGUCAUUUUUCCUUCUCUGCCAAUAUCAUCAUAAUAUUGAUCAACCUGGAGAGGCCAAAGGAGAGGUUUCUUUAUCAGUUAGCAUAAAAGGUUCUCCAAAGUAUUACGAGCCUAAUACAAGUUAUGAAGUUACUGUCACAUCAAAUUCAGAUUUCGAUGAAUUAUUAAUUACUGGUCUGUACACAACAUCUGCCGAAGACGCAGGCAACACGGUGGAUCUGAAAAAUAAAUAUGCGGUUACAAAACAAGUGGAUGGAAAAAGCCUCACUUGUGCUAUGGUAAAUAUCCACCACACUCCCACAAGGCGUUACAAAUCAGUAACAUUUAUUUGGAACUCUCCCAAACCUGGUUCUGGAUGUGUUAAUUUCAUGGCAACUGCUGCUUUAAAUGAUCAAGUAUUAUUUAAGGAUACAUUAGUUUUUCAGUUGUGUGAAGCUGAUGAUUCAUCAAAAUUUCAUGGAGCCCUGCAAAUGAGUGUUGUGCAUGAUCCUGGUUUAGUAUUAAGAGAAGACUUUGAAAGCAGUAUUGAAGCCGAUCCUUCAAUCUGGUCUGAAAUGAUUAGUGGGGUUGUCAGUGAGCAGUGUGGAUCUGUUCUUCAAGGAAAAGCUGCAACAUUUUGUAGUGGUGUUGGCCCUAGAUCACUAACUACUGUGCCUUUAAAUACAACAACUGCUUCAACACUGCAAUUUGCAUUAGGGACUGGAAACUGUAAUAUUGCAGUUGAUGAACCUCCUAUAAAUGUAUAUUAUGGUACAGAAAAGUGCACAAAAUGGCAUGAGCUGGAACAAAUUAGGUUACAACCUGCAGUUCAAACAACAAUACAUAUAUUAUGUUUACCUCCCUCUGCAAAAUCAACUGAUGUUUGUAUUCAGUGGUAUCAAGAGUCUGUAAGUGGUGGAGGAACUUUUAAGGGAUGUUGGGCAAUUGAUAACAUCAUCAUAAGCAGUGUCGCAGAUCGUCCUAAUCUGUUAGAAGAAAAUUUUGAUCCAACUGAUCCUGGGAAUUUCCUUUUUUUUCCUGGAGGAGUUAUUGAGAGGAAAUGCCAUUCUGAAGGAGAUGCUCUUACGUUCACUGGUCACGGACUUCAUCCUCGUUCUCUUAUUACAAGGGAUUUAGAUAUGUCAGCAAUCAUAGCAGCAGAUGAUAUAAUUUUUAAUGAAAUGUUUGAUAAACCUGUUACAUCAUGGGUUAUAAAAGGAGGUGAUGUAAGUCAAAGAUGUGAAAUCUUGAAUUAUAAAAAUGCGUUACUCAUGUCUGCUAAAGGCACUCGAAUAUUCUGCACACCAUUCAUAAAUUCUCAGAAUGCUGGAAAUUUAAGAUUUCAUUUCCUUUUUGCUGGUGUUAAUUGUUCUUCAAGUCAAUCAAAUGCUGAAAUAGGACACAAUGCACCUGUAUUAGUAUAUGCUGAAACUGCCAGUGGUGAGCAAGUAAUGCUAGCUGAUGUUAUUCAUGCAUCUGUUAUGGAACCAACUCUUGUGUCCAUUCCCAUUCCCGCUGAAGCUCAAACUCAUCGCACUCGAUUUUGUUGGAGCCAAGCAUCAAAUAGUGGAAAAGACAAAGAUAUGUGGGUUGUUGACAAUGUUCUUCUAUUGCCUUGGUUGCAGUCAGAAAUAACUCAUGUGUUAUCAUUUAAAGUCAAUUUUCAGUGUGGUUAUAAUUUGACAGCAAAUGAAAUAGGAGUUGAUUUCAGCACAACAUCUGGCCACAAAUGGCAUCCUUUACAUGAAGUAUGUCUUCCACCUUUAUGCAAUGGGAGCCAGUCCUCCUUAAGUUCUCGACUAUCUUCUCAUGACAUGGAAGGAUGGACUGAAGUAUAUUAUCCAUUACCCUAUGCUGCACUUGUUGGGGGUGUUCGCUUUCGAAUCAAACAGUUGGGCAAAUUUACUUCUUCAAACUGGGCAAUUGAUGAUUUAUACAUUGGAAACUGCCUUAAUGGCUGUAGCGGACAUGGCAUAUGCUCAAAUUCUGAGUGCAAAUGUGAUAUUGGAUAUUCUGGUCAAAAAUGUGAAAUUGCAUCCAUUACUAUUCCAUCAUCUUUAUCUGAAAUGUUUCAGACACCAAAGCUGGAUGAAUUAUUUAAUAUUAUUGAAAUACAUGGAGCUCAAUUGGGUUAUCAGUGUGGAUCACUUGGCAGUGGAAAAGCGGUUGUGUUUGAUAAACAUGGUCCAAGAUAUUUGAUUACGAAUGAAGUUAACACAACUACUAUUAGAUUUCUGCAAUUUACUUUGCGUAUCGGAAGUUCAUCCAAAAAAAGUCCGUGCUUAUCGCCAGAUCACCCAUCUGAAGUUAUUUAUGUUCAUUAUUCAUGCAAUGGAGGACUUACUUGGCACCUUUUAGACUUUUUUGAAAAAUCCAAGUAUCAAGAGCCAAAGAUUGUCUCGUUACCUCUGACAGAGACAGCAAGGAAGCCAUGGUGCAUGUUUAAAAUUUGGCAGCCGUAUCAUUCAGGAAAAUCAGAAGAUGUUUGGGCAGUUGAUGACAUUAGCUUAUCCUCAUCUCUUUUGAAUGUAAUUAGUUUGAAUUUCACUGACUUGAAUGCAAUGAAUUCAUCUAUUCGGUACAAUUCUGGAGUAGUAAAGAAAUACUGCCAUUCUGAAGGAGCAUCAGCUGUGUUUGACGAAGAAGCAUAUAAUGGACUGACGAGAUCGUUAGAAACUAAAUCUAUCACUGUUGGUCCUUCUUAUAUGGUCCAGUUUGACUUGCUUAUGGGAUGUGGCUCACCAUUUACUUCAGAGAAAAAUAAUCAGGUCAGACUGGAAUUUUCAACAAAUCAUGGUAUGAAUUGGUUACCUGUCUAUAAACCAUGUUUACCAUCCAAUGGAAGUUGUAAUGGUGUUUUCACUAAGGGCACUGUAUAUGAUGCAUCUGAAUUUACUAAAUGGAAACGUGUUACUGUCAGUCUUUUACCUGCUACAUGGUCUAGUUCAACCCGCUUUCGUUUUAUUCAGCAUGAAUAUGAUACCAGUGAAAAUUGGGCAAUAGACAAUUUGUAUAUUGGACCACAGUGUAAAGACAUGUGCAGUGGUCAUGGCAGAUGUACUGAUGGAUCUUGUGUAUGUGAUCAAGGCUUUUAUGGUAAAAGUUGUGUGCCACGAGAUAAACUUAAGAAUUCAAUGAUUAAAAAAUUUGAAUCUCCAGAAGAACUAGUUAAAGAAAACUUUGAUAUCAGUGGUGGUGCUGUAGUACCAGCUGACGAGGGAUGUGGUCCCAUAGCUUCAGGCUCUGCAAUAUACUUUUAUCAAGAUGGCAUUAGACAAUUAGUAACAACUGAUAUGGAUACUGAAGAUACAGAUUUUAUUCAAUUUUUCAUUCGUAUUGGCGGUGGAGAUGUUUUAUUGUGCAACAAUGCUUCCCAAAAGGACGAAGGAGUUUUAGUGCAAUUUUCAAAUGAUGCUGGAAUUUCUUGGAACCUGUUGAAGGAAUUAGAUCCUGAAAAUUAUAGAUCAUCGAGAAUGGAGCAUGUCACUCUUCCUUUCACUGCACGAACUUACAGUACAAGGCUUCGUUGGUGGCAACCACAGCACUCUGGUGAAGGGAAAGACCAAUGGGCAUUGGAUGAUCUUUACCUCAAUGCUGAUAAUAGGCCUCAUCAAGUGGAAAAUAUGCAACAAGUUUCAGCACCAGAGGAGCAAAAAUUAUUUUCUGCUACAACAAAAUUUUCGAUACAGCGUUACUGCAAUUCAACUGAAAAAGUGUUGUUGCUAAAUGGUCCAGAGAAAUUUAAGUUUCUCAUUACAAGACCCCUUUUCUUAAAAGAAGGGCAAGUCAUCAUGUUUCAGUGGGAAAGUGGUGUUUACUUGGAAUAUUCCCAUGAUUCUCGAGUUACCUGGAGUCUUGUUAGACAACAAUGCUGCAUAAAUGUACUAGACCGUUUGGCAGAUGAAGCUACUAUGUAUUUUUCUGCAUUGCAUGGAAAAUAUUUUUAUAUAGCAUAUAGUCUUCAUGUCUUUUAUGUAACCAGUACAGUUUUACAAACAUUAUUGCGCUGGUUUCAAGGUUUAUAUCACUCUGGAACAUUUGGCCAACUUACCCCUUUUGCUAUUAGUGAAUUUUAUGUUGGCUUUCCAUGUCCUCUACAUUGCUCAGGUCAUGGCUAUUGUUCUAAUCAAGUCUGCAUAUGUGAUCCUGGUUUCCAAGGGCCCACUUGCACACCAGUUCACCAGAAUCCUGCUGGAAUGUUAGACAGGUUUGACGAUCAUAGUGAUGUUUCUCAGAGUUUGGAAGUUUUUGGCGGUCAACUUGGUACAGGUUGUGGAAAUUUAUCUCUAGGCAAUUCUCUUUAUUUUGGAAAACCUGGAUAUCGCAUAGCGCAUACAAUGGAUUUAGAUACAACUAAUCUGAAAACAUUACAGUUCAUUGUUCAACUGGGAAGUGUCCAGAAUACAGCUACUUGCAGAAGACCACAAGAUAGAAGUGAAAAUGUUUUCGUCCAGUUUUCAACUAAUCAUGGAUUGAUGUGGUCAACUCUUAGAGAAUUAAACUAUCAGUUUUUCAGUCAUAAGCCUACAGCAGUUGAACUUAAUCUUCCUAAGAUAGCAAAAUCUAGUACUACAAGCUUUAGAUGGUGGCAACCCAUAGGAAAGAAAGGCAGGGAAAAAGCCCAAUGGGCAAUUGAUAAUGUGCAAGUUUUGGGGAAUCAUAAAAAUUCUAAAGGGUUCCAUGACACUUUCAAUCCUAUUGUUAUCGAAAACUGGUUUUUGACUCAACAUGGUAUUCCUAGAGCUGGAUGUGCUUCUGCUGACAAAGCUCUGACUUUUGCUGCAGAUCACACGGAAGAACAUUAUGCUGAAACAUGGGAUUUUGAAAUUCAGUCUGCCACAUUUUUGCAGUAUGAUAUAAAUUUAGGUUGUGGUUAUCAUAGUAAUCCAUUCACUGUGCAGCUGGAAUUUUCUAUUGAUAAAGGGAGGACCUGGUCUCUUGUAUCACCUCCAUGCAUGCCUCCAGAUGUUGGAUGCACGAGCUAUUCAUCUGGUACUGUGCAUACAUCUGAUCAGUAUAGCAACUGGACAAGAAUAACAGUUUAUCUACCUCAUAGAGCCAUAUCUCCAUCAACUCGCUUCCGAUGGAUUGAAGUGAUGAAGUAUUCUGGUCAUGCGUGGGCGAUAGAUAAUGUAUAUCUUGGAGAUGCCUGUCCUUGGAUGUGCUCUGGCCAUGGUUACUGUACUGGAAAGAAAUGCUUGUGCGAUGCUGGCUUUAAGCCACCUCACUGUGUUCCUGAAAAACCACUGCCUUGUGAAUUAAGAGACACAUUUGACUCAUUUUCAAAUCAAACUGUUUGGCCAGAAAUCUAUGGAGGAGAAAUAAGUUCCAGGUGUGGAGUGCUCGUUAGUGGAACAGCUCUAGUAUUUUAUAAGGAGGGAGUUCGUAUGGCUGUUACUCAGGACUUGGAUUUAACAGCGGCUCAGUAUAUUCAAUUCACUCUUAAAUACGGUUGUCAUGGAUCAGUACCAUCAACAAUAACUCGUGGAAAUGGGAUUCUUGUACAGUUUUCUAACAACGGUGGAAUUACAUGGCAUUUGUUAAAGGAACUACACUUUUCUGCUGAAACUGCUCCACAGUUUUAUAUGAUACCACUGAAAGAUCCAACUGCUUUGACAAAUGCAACAAGGUUGAGGCUUUGGCAGCCAAUUACUGCUAGCACUAGUGUAAUGCAGUGGGCUAUUGAUGACUUUUAUGUUGGAGGUAUGAUAGUCAAACCUAAUGUUUUGUAUGAUCCUUUGGAUCUCAUUCCACAGCCUGAUGCAUGGCUUUUCUGGCCUGGAGGUGUGAUGGAUGACUUUUGUAUGAGUAACAAAGCUAGAGAUGGUUUGGUAUUUUCAUCUACUGAAGGUGAACGGUCUCUGUAUACAAGAGAUAUGACUGUUAUGGAUGAUUACGUCAUCCAGUUUGAACUGAAAGUGGGUUGUGGAAUAACUAUUUCUCCAGAAGAUCCAGUAUCUCUUCAAUAUUCUUCAGAUCAAGGACGGACAUGGGAGCUGGUGAAGUCAUCAUGGUUACGAUAUGGAUCUGGCCCUGAUGCUGUACUUCAAGCAGAAACUCCUUCUGUUUAUUACAGCAAUAGUCAUUACACAUGGCAGAGAAUUGUUGUUCCUCUUUCUGGUUUGAAAAUCUGUGGAAAUGUGCGAUUCAGGUGGACUCAAGGUUAUCAUUCUUUGAGAGAUUCUCCAUCUCCAUGGGCAAUUGACAACAUUUAUAUUGGACCAUCUUGUGCUCUUCAUUGUAUGGGUCAUGGGUUUUGUGUAAAUGGAGUGAUGUGUGUUUGUGAUGCUGGCUAUGAAGGUGAUUUCUGCCACAGCAUACAUCCUAAUCCUAGUUUAUUAAAAGAUGGAUUUGAAGACAAUAAAAUUGACUCCAAAAAUUGGGAACUUUGGAGUGGUGCAGAAAUUUCUUUAAGCUGUGGAAUCCUCAUCAGUGGUAAUAGCUUAGUGUUUACUUUCCAAGGAGAACGCAUAUUGAUGUCCCGUGAUCUUGACCUCACAUUUGUUGGAUCUAUACAAUUUUACCUGAGACUGGGAUGCAAAUCAGAGGCUCGAUCUUCUGAAGAGCAACCUGUACUACUACAAUAUUCCAUAGAUGGAGGAUCAACAUGGAAUAUGUUAGAACAAUUUAGCUUUGGUGAAAAUUCUAGAGUCUCUCAUCCAUCAUACAUUGCAAUAGAACUUCCUCAUCACGCACGAACCAAUGCAACAAAGCUGAGAUGGUGGCAACCAUCUUUCAAUGGAACAUUUUUAGAAGAGUGGGCUUUGGAUCAAGUUUUCAUCGGAGGAGAUGCCAAUGGGGUUUCUACACUGAAUGAUGAUUUCAGUAGUACCAAAGAAGCAAACUGGGUAUUAAACCCUGGAGCAAAAUUAGAGCCCACUUGUGGAAGCAAAAAUAAUUUUCUACAUUUUAAAGGACCUGAUGACAGGCGAUAUGCUGUUACAACAGAUGUUGUAGUUGCUGAAAACACGUAUAUUCAGUUUGAACUUGUUAUGGGCUGCAGAUCAAGUUCCGCUACUUGUUAUGAAAUUUUGUUGGAGUAUAGUAUUGAUAUGGGCAAAUCAUGGGAUUUGGUGCAGCAUGAUUGUCUUCCCAUGAACGCUGAUUGCAGUGACUUUUUUGAGGGCAGUGUAUUUUUCUCAGACAUGUAUCAGGACAUCACUCGAGUUUCUGUUCCCUUACCGUAUUACACCAGAACACAGACUACAAGAUUUCGUUGGAUUCAACUCCCAGAAUUCAAAUCUUCUCAGACCUGGGCAAUUGGACAUUUAUACAUAGGCGAAGAAUGUAAAUACAUGUGUUCGGGUCAUGGCAAAUGCAGCUCUGGUGUAUGCAAAUGUGAUGAUGGCUGGACAGGUACUUACUGUGAAGAAUCGAAAUCUCCUUUACCAACAGAAUUGAGGGACUCGUUUGUAUCAGAACCUUCUAAUAGUAAAUAUGCCCUUAUUGUAGGGGGGAUAUUAUCUGACCUGUGUGGGCCAUUGGCAUCUGGAACUUCUUUGCAUUUCUAUGGUAGCUGCAGCCGGCAAAUUGUAACAAAAGAUUUGAAUUUAGAGAAAGCAAGUGUUAUUACCUUUUACUUUCGUUAUGGAUGUAUUUCUGCUCCAAUAAAUAGCAAUCAUACAGUUUUCCUUCAGUAUUCUCUAAAUGGUGGUAUUAUUUGGAAGACAAUGAAAGAAUUAUACUUUAAAAGCUAUUUAAUACCUAGUUAUGUAGCAGUUCCGCUGCCAGAUGAUGCCCGAGCUAAAGUUGUACGAAUUCGCUGGUGGCAAGCACAGCAUUCAGGAAGAGCACAUAAUGAUUGGGCUAUUGAUAAUGUGUUCAUUGGAGGUGUUCUUGAGGCACCUGACAAAUAUAUUGCCUUAGAAAAUGGUCGUUUUUUGGUAAACAGUGAAUGGAUUACCAGCACUCAUAUUGAAAAUGCAGAGUAUUGUAACAGUGGUACUUCAGUUGCUGUUGGUAAAUCUAUCAGUAAUGAAAAUGCCGUUUUGGAGACGAUAGAUAUACACAUAAAGAAGCACUAUGUCUUAGAAUUUAUGUUCUCUAUUGGAUGCAAUGAAAGUUGGGAAGAUCCUGGUAUGCCAGUAAGAUUAGAAUAUUCUGUAGAUUUUGGAAAUUCAUGGCAAGAAGUAGUUCAGAAAUGUCUUCCUAUGGAGCUUAACUGCUCUGGUGUUGCAGAAUAUCCAUCUGUUUAUUUUACACCGGUACCAUGGAAACGAUUUACCUUUCCUUUGCAUGGUGAUUUUAUUUCUAAUUGGACACGAUUCAGAUGGACACAAACAGCCACUCAAGAUGCAACACCAUCACACAAAUGGGCAAUUAAAAAUGUGUAUAUUGGUCCUCAAUGCCCACAUCACUGUCAUGGACAUGGAUCUUGCAUAUCGUUUAAAUGCCACUGUGACAAAGGCUAUUCUGGGGAAAGUUGCUCACACUCAGAAAAUAAUCCAACAUUUCUAAAAGAAAGUUUCCAUGAAGCAAAUCUUGAUCCAACAUAUUGGAAUUAUGUAGUAAGUGGAAGAAUAGCAUACCCGUGUUCUGUUCUUGUGGAAGAUACUGCUAUUGUUUUCAGUGGUCCAGGCCCAAGAAUUCUGGAGACAGUUGAUUUAGAUUUAACUGAAGAUGCUAAGUUAAAUUUAUUGUACGAAUUGGAAGAUAUGGAGACAAUCUGGCAUGCAUUGGUGCAACUUCUAGGAACAACAGUGCAUACUUACAAUUUUCUACAAAUGGUGGUGGAGAAAAAUUACUGUUACCAGUCAUCUGGCCAUGCAUUACUCUGGAAAAUAGAUUCUGACAUUGAACAACGGGGAGUUACUACUAGAGAACUAAUUGUAGAAUAUGAUUUUAUGAUUCAGUUCAAGAUCGCUGUUGGCUGUGGUGAAUAUACUGAUAAUUGUUUGACCAAUAACAGUAUCAGACUGGAAUAUUCCAAAGAACCUGGAUCUGGUAUCUGGGAACUUGUCAAUAAAGGUUGCUUUCCAAGUAACACAAUACAUUCAGAAUGUGCUCCAAAUGAUUUCUAUUCUCCUUCUAUUUAUUCAACAAAUACUCAUAAGCAGUGGACACUUGUUAUGUUUUACCUUCCUGAAAAGACUUAUUCAAGUACUACACAGUUUCGAUGGAUACAAGAAACUCCAACAAACAUACCGAAACCUCGCAACAUACCAGCGUGGGCUAUCGAUGAUAUAUAUAUUGGAGAAGCUUGUCCCUUUUUGUGUCAUGGGAAAGGAAUUUGUGUUCAAGGAAAAUGUCGGUGUUAUCCUGGAUUUACAGGAGAUGAUUGUAAACCAGAACCAAGUCUCAGAACUGCUCGUAUACUACCUACAAUGUUUUUAGAUUCUUUCGAAAAUGGGUUAUCAGCUGAUUUAUGGGAAUUAGCUAAAGGUGGAUGGAUUGGCCAAGAAUGUGGCUCAUUAGCUCCACAUGGUGGUGGAAAGCAUUUAUACAUGGGGGAGUGUGGUGUGCGAGAAAUAGUAACUAAAGAACUUGAUGCUUCUGCAGCAAGCAAACUGAUGUUUGUUUUGCGUAUUGGAAGUGAAGAAGGUUUUUCUCAGUGCCAUGUCAAUUUAUUACAUGCUUCAGCUUCAGACAAAUCUGUUGUGCUACAAUACAGCAUAGAUGAUGGCAUAUCUUGGGAAUUUAUUGCCCUUCAUUCAGCAAGAGAUUUUAAGCAGCCAAGGCGUUUAGUAUAUGAAAUACCAGAAAGGGCGAAGAUAUAUGGAGUUCGUUUUCGGUGGUGGCAACCUUUCCAUGAAGGUAGAGGGUAUGAUCAGUGGGCAUUAGAUAAUGUUGAAAUUGUCAG
This is a messenger RNA of Stegodyphus dumicola, 10043 nucleotides long. Its product is annotated as reelin-like. Gene Ontology annotation, biological process: neuron migration; central nervous system development. NCBI's taxonomy places the organism in Eukaryota, Metazoa, Arthropoda, Arachnida, Araneae, Eresidae. Gene Ontology annotation, molecular function: lipoprotein particle receptor binding. The record is from RefSeq and is a predicted model, not a curated record.